Molecule: messenger RNA, 522 nt
Organism: Chanos chanos (milkfish)
Lineage: Eukaryota; Metazoa; Chordata; Actinopteri; Gonorynchiformes; Chanidae
Gene: mylz3
Product: myosin, light polypeptide 3, skeletal muscle
Exons: 6
Coding region: 1-522 (173 amino acids)
Cellular component (GO): contractile muscle fiber; myosin II complex
Molecular function (GO): calcium ion binding
Source: RefSeq, a predicted model, not a curated record
AUGUCGACUGAGGGAGACAGCGGGGUGGGGAAGGGGGGAGGGGCUGAAGGUGCUGCUCCUGCUCCUGCUGCUACUGAAUUCACAGCAGACCAGAUUGAAGACUUCAAGGAGGCCUUUGGUCUCUUCGACAGAGUUGGCGACAACAUGGUUGCCUACAAUCAGGUUGCUGACAUCAUGCGCGCCCUGGGACAGAACCCCACCAACAAGGACGUGAAGAAGAUCCUGGGUGACCCCUCUGCUGAGGACAUGGCCAACAAGAGGAUUGACUUUGAUGCUUUCCUGCCAAUGCUGAAGGCGGUCGAUGCCCUCCAGAAGGGUACCUAUGAUGACUACGUUGAGGGUCUGCGCGUCUUCGACAAGGAGGGCAACGGCACAGUCAUGGGUGCUGAGUUGCGCAUUGUGCUGUCAACACUGGGUGAGAAGAUGGCUGAGCCUGAGAUUGAUGCCCUCAUGCAAGGACAGGAGGACGAGAACGGCAGUGUCAACUACGAGUCAUUUGUCAAGCACAUCUUGUCCGUGUAA